This is a messenger RNA of Rotaria sp. Silwood2, 7722 nucleotides long. The record is from the annotation of a GenBank genome assembly. NCBI's taxonomy places the organism in Eukaryota, Metazoa, Rotifera, Eurotatoria, Philodinida, Philodinidae.
AUGACGUCUCAGCUGGAGCCGACCUAUGCUCGAAGUGUUCUUCCAUGUGUUGAUGAACCUGCUCGUAAGGCUAUUUUUAGAAUCAGUAUCGAACACGAUUCUUCGUAUGCUGUAUGGUCCAAUGAAGCGAUUUACCGAACUGAAGCACUCAGUGACGGACGAGCACUUUCACAUUUUGCUCCGACAUUGAAAAUGUCCACAUUUCUACAAGCACUCAUUAUGGCACCCAUAUCUGAUUUUGCAUGUCGACCAGAUCGUUUUAUCGGUACAAACAAUAUCAUAUCAAGAGUAUGCGGACGCGCCAAUAUUCUACCACAAUUGGCCUAUGCCGAUGAAGUAGCCUACAAAGCGUUAUCAUUUUUCAAUAUUUACUUUGAUAUUGAUUAUCCAUUGUCAAAAAUUGAGCAUUUUGCUGUUCCUGAUUUUGGUGCAGGUGCUAUGGAAAACUAUGGCUUGUUGAUCUAUCGUGAAGUAGGCUUGUUUUUCGAUGAGAAGACAGUAUCAGCUUCACGGAAACAAUACAUUACAAUGGUGGUAUGCCAUGAAGUAGCUCAUCAAUGGUUCGGCAAUUUGGUUUCACCAGCUUGGUGGGGUGAACUAUGGCUGAAAGAAGGUUUUGCCAGUUACAUGGAAACACUGGCAGCUGAUUUUAUCGAACCCUCGUGGAUACAAGAAGAACAAUUUAUUGUUGAUAAGAUCUUUGCAUUUAUGGAGCCCGAUUCGUUGCCAACAUCACGACCGAUGAGUAUUGAUUCGACAAAUCCAGCAGAUAUUUUUCAAAUGUUCGAUUCGAUCACUUAUGACAAGGGAGCAACGCUCAUUCGUAUGAUGUCGAUGUUUUUAGGUGCUGAAACAUUUCAACGUGGUGUUCAAACAUAUUUAAAAGCAUUUAGUUUUAGUUCGGCUACGCAGCAAGAUUUGUGGACUUACUUGAGUCAAGCAACAAACAAUACGAUAGACGUCGAACGGAUUAUGGAUGGAUGGACAAGGCAAGCGGGCUAUCCAAUUGUUGAAGUCAAUCGAGUUUACAAUACAGUGAACCAACAGAGAGUCGGCGGUCGUAUGGUGAUUAGUCAACAGCCCUUCAGCCUUUUUUCAGCGACGACAAAACAAGACAAAUGGUGGAUUCCAUUCAAAUACUUUGAUCGAACAUUUUCCCAGCCAUUGACUGGAAGUGAACUUGUAUGGCUCAAUGAUACAUCAACAACAUUGAAUAUCACUACUGCAGACUCAGACUGGGUCUUGGUCAAUCCGGGUUAUCUCGGCAUCUAUCGAACAAAGUAUGAUCGGCAAAAUUUUCGCCUAAUUAUUAUUCAACUUCAAACUGAUUACACACGCAUCCCGACUAUUACUCGAGGUGCUCUGAUCGAUGAUACCUUUGCUCUGUCACGCACAGGUCUUAUCAAUGCAAAGGACGCCUACGAACUGAUUCGAUAUUUGAAGAGCGAAACUGACUUUGUUCCGUGGAUGGCGGCACUUUCAGCGAUGAAUCAACAAGAAGAGUUACUUGCCGAUCGCGAUAUUUUGAUUGAUGUACAACGUUACUUUCUUGAACUUGUUCUUCCUAUUUACAAUGCGAUCGGAUGGGUACCAAACGACAAAUCGACUGAAUGGCUUGGGACUCUGUUGCAACCGAGUAUUGUGUCGGCUGCUUGUCACUAUGGUGAUCCAGAAUGCAUUGAAGUAGCACGCAAUGCCUAUCGUCGUUGGAAUUUGAAUCCUACUCUUAAUCAAAUUCCGGCUAAUCUACGUUCGAUCGUCUAUUGUACAGUUGUUCGUGAAGGGUCACGAUCGGAAUUUAACUUUUUAUGGGCUUGUCUUCAAACAGAAUCAAUUGCCAGUGAAACAUUGAAUCUACUCGCAGGUCUCGCCUGCACACGAGAUCCAUCGCUGAUUAUUUGGUUUCUCGAUCAACAUUUAACAAAUGAAUCUAUCAUUCGUGAUCAAGAUGCAUUAUCGUCAAUUGAAGAUGUUGCUCGUUCACCGGCAGCAAAUCAAAUUGCCUGGAAUUGGAUUCGUGACAAUUGGCAAACCCUUUUCGAAAAAUGGGGAAAAUCAGAUAAUACUUUAGGUGGAAUUAUCGAAGCUGUAUCGAGUCGAUUUGUUACCGUUCGACAACGAGAUGAAUUUAAAACAUUUGCUGAUUUGAUUAUUGAUAAAGGUACCGCGUCUCGUCAGUUUCAAUUGUCCAUUGACAGAAUCAACGCAAACAUAGAAUGGAAUAGAGCAAAUCUCGGUUCAAUCAUCGCAUUCUUUCGUUCAAACAAUGAAUCAUCCAUUCUUAGCAAUCGUUUGCCUUCAGAUGUCGUUCCAAUACACUACGACCUCUAUGUAAAACCAUACUUGAAUAUUACAAAUGAAAAUCUUCGCUAUUCCGUAUUUGAUGGGCGAGUUCGUAUUCAUCUCAAUGUAACUCGCACUACUGAUCGCAUCGUUUUACAUAAACGCUUUAUUAUGGUACAAGAACCUAUUGAGAUAACCAAUAAUGUAUCAGUAAUAUUAACAACAUUCAAUCAAGAUCUGGACUUUUUCAUUAUCAUACUCAAUCGAUCACUCCAAGUAAACGAGCAACCAAUCUUAACAUUGAAUUAUGCGGGCGAACUAAAAAAUGAUACAAAUGGUUUCUAUCUUAGUUCUUAUGUACGAUCGUCGGAUAAAAUUCGACGAUAUUUAGUUGCUUCACAAAUGGAGCCGAUUGCAGCACGACGAGCUUUGCCAUGUUUUGACGAACCUAUUUUCAAAGCAACAUUCACAGUAACAGUCGAACAUGAACAGCAGUAUCGAGCAUGGAGCAAUAUGCCUGUUGAAAGUAGCACGACCCGACCAAAUGGUUGGCUGUUGACACAAUUUCAAAGAACCGUACCAAUGAGUUCGUAUUUACUGGCAUUAGUCGUCGCUGAUUUCGAUUGUUUGACACGAAAUAACACGGGACGUUUCCAAAAUAUUACAACAAGUGUAUGUGCUCAAUCAGAGAAAAAAGAUGAUUUACACUAUGCACUUGAAAUAGCAACGCAGAAUAUUCGUGAUUUUGAAGAACAAUAUCAAAUUAAUUAUCCACUACCGAAAUGUGAUCACAUUGCUGUGCCUGAUUUUGAUGCCGGUGCUAUGGAAAACUUCGGAUGUAUCCUUUAUCGUGAAACACGACUUUUCUAUAACAAUCGUACAUCGUCGUCGUCCAACAAGCAAAGUGUGGCAUUGGUCAUUGCUCAUGAACUCGCUCAUCAAUGGUUUGGUAAUCUUGUUUCACCUGCUUGGUGGGAUGAUUUGUGGCUUAAUGAAGGUUUUGCAAAAUGGAUGGAAUUCGUCGCCACAAAUAAAGUUAAUCCAACAUGGGAUUUAUAUCAACAAUUUAUUGUUCAACGCUGGCUUGCCGUCAUGCAAGAUGAUGCUGUGUCCUUUUCACAUCCAGUGAACAUGCAACUUACACGCAACGAUCAACUGACAAGUAUUUUCGAUGCCAUUACCUAUUCGAAAGGUUCUUCAUUACUUCGAAUGAUGAGCAAUUUUAUGUCUAAUGAGAUUUUCAACAAAGGUGUUACACGGUACCUCAAACGUCAUUUGUAUUCAACUGCAACACAGAUCGAUCUCUGGAGAGCAUUGGGUGAACAAAUGUUCGUUGAUAAUAUACAAUUACCAAGUAACACAAGUCUCGACACGAUCAUGAGUACGUGGACAAAUCAAAUGGGUCAUCCGUAUGUUCAAAUCAUACGUGACUAUACAACUGGAAGUGUGACAGUGAUUCAACACCAGUUCUUGUUCAAUUCAGAGGUACAACCACCCCAAUCGCCACACAAAUAUCUAUGGUAUAUUCCACUUCAAUUCAAGUCCUCGUCAAUAUUGUCAUCAAGCAUCGUAUGGUUCAAUCAGCCACAGAUGAACGUGACAACGGGUAUAAACGUGAACUCGAAUGAAUGGCUUUUAGGUAAUCCAAACUUAUUGGGAUUCUUUCGCACAAAUUAUGAUGCACGAAAUUGGAAGAUGAUCAUUGAACAGCUCAAGACUGAUCACGAGAAAUUCACCGUUAUUGAGAGAGCAGGUCUUGUCGAUGAUGCAUUUAAUUUGGCUCGAGCAAACAUCUUACAAACAACACUUGUAUUCGAUCUACUCAGUUAUGUUCAUUCCGAAUCUGCAUAUAUAGUUUGGGAACGUAUUAUUGCCGGUCUUUCCUACGUCGAGCAAAUGAUUGCAUCGAAAAAUUUGGAUAUCAUGCUAUACGAACAAUUUCAAUCUUAUAUGAUCGACCUUAUCUUUCCCAUCUACACUCAACUUGGCUGGCAACAACAAUCAUCAAAUACUACUGAAAAAUGGCUCGAUGCACUUCAUCGAGAUUUGAUUGUAUCGGCAGCGUGUCGCUACAAUUUAGAUGAUUGUGUUCAACGUGCUCGAUUGCUCUUCGAACAAUGGUUCAAUCAACCUUCGAAUAAUACGAUCAAACCCAAUCAUCGCUCUGUCGUCUAUUGUACAGUUGUUCGUUUAGGCAGUCGAGCCGAAUUUCAAUUUCUCCUUCGCCAAUACCAAGAAUCGAGCGAUUCACAAGAAAAAGCCAGAAUACAGUCGGCAUUAGCAUGUACACGUGACUUAGAACUCAUUCGAUAUUUGUUCCAAAUUCAUAUCAAUUCUCAAUUGAAUAUUAUUCGACGGCAAGAUGCUCUCACCGGCAUACGAGCAAUCUGUCGAAACUUCGUUGCAGAAACCGAAUGUUGGGUAUUUGUACGUUCUGCAUGGCGGCAGUUGUUUAAAGAAUUUGGUGAAUCAAUCAGUUUUGCUGAUGUCAUCAAAGACGUUACAGCACGAUUCAAUACCGAACAACAAUUAGACGAAUUUGAACGGUUCUUCGAACAGAUAACAGAUGCGAAUGCUGUCGAAUUUCAAGCGACAAUCGAACGUAUUCGUGCCAAUAUUCAAUGGAUUGAAAAGGUAAAACCCAAUUUAGCCGAAUGGUUUAUGAAUCGAACAGUUGCAAUUCGUCUUCCAUUCGAUUGGAUUCCAUCUCAAUAUGUACUUCAUUUUGACAUACGUCUCCGCACGACUUAUCCAAACAAUGCUGAUCCGGACAUGGACACACUUUUUAUGGGUCAUACCCGUAUUAUUGUUCGUUGUAAUAGAUCGACCAAUGAAUUUCGAAUUCAUAUGAAACAAUUACAAAUGUCUUAUGCGACGUUGAAACAUCGCGAUACAUCAAACAAUUUAAUCAUCGAUUGGACAUGGAUAUCACAGUCAGAAAUAAUCAUCUGUCGAUUGAGAGAACGAUGUGUAACCAACGAAUACUAUGUGUUUGAAGCAGAGUAUACCGCCAAACUGAGUCGAGAUAUGGCCGGAUUCUAUUUAAGUCGAUACAAUAUUUCAAAUGCAAGUGCAGGUGAUAUCAUUACGCACAAUAUUGCAGCCACUCACCUGCAGCCGACCAUAGCUCGGACAGUAUUUCCAUGUUUUGAUGAGCCAGCAUUCAAAGCCAAAUUUAAUAUCUCGAUUACUCAUGAUCCCAGCUUUACUGUCGUUCGAUCGAAUGGUGCUAUGUUCCAUGGAAGUCAACCAAUACAACAGCCCGAUGGUCGCUUGCUAUCUCGUUUCGAAGAAACACCACCCAUGUCAACAUAUCUUAUUGCAUUUGUUCUGACGGACUUCGAAUGUGUUACGAGUGUGACAUCGGCAAAUAUUGAAGUCAAUGUCUGCGGACGGCCCGAAGCAAUCCGUAAUGCUGAAGGCAAUUUUGCUCUUGAAGUGAGCACAAAAGUAAUACCCUACUAUGAACAGUCAUACAACAUGUCAUAUCCACUCAGCAAAUGUGACCACUUUGCUUUACCUGACUUUGCUAUUGGUGGUAUGGAAAAUUGGGGUCUAAUCACGUAUCGUGAGACGGCUCUUCUCUACAAUAAUGUAACUGGUAGUCUGGGGGAUAAACGACGAGUAGGCGAAGUUGUAGCGCACGAGUUAGCUCAUCAAUGGUUCGGCGAUAUUGUCACUCCUCAAUGGUGGAAUGAUCUUUGGUUGAACGAAGGUUUUGCUUCAUGGGUCGAAGUGCUCGGCCUUAAUCAUUCAAAUCCAGAAUUUCAGUCUUUCGAUACAUUUGUCACCGUGGUCGUUCAUCGAGCUCUGGUCAUGGAUAGUCUCUAUUCGAGUCAUCCAAUUAGUGUUCAAGUCACUCAUCCAGACGAAAUCAAUUCAAUAUUUGAUGCCAUUUCAUAUGACAAAGGUUCGUCUGUUCUUCGCAUGAUCUACACUGUUCUCAAUGAAUCGACUUUCUUUCGUGGAAUCAGCAACUAUUUGAACCAUUUCCAAUAUGGGAAUGCUGUGCAAGAUCAACUCUGGACCUUCCUAACCGAUUCCGCCAGUGCAUCAGUGCUUGCCAAUCAGACGGUCAAAACAAUCAUGGAUACAUGGACUCUUCAAGAAGGAUAUCCUCUACUCAUUGUCGCACGUAACAAUGUCGACGGUUCUAUUUCACUCUCGCAAAAACGCUAUUUACUCGAUCCUUACGCAUUAAAUCAAACAUCAGUCUAUGUGAAUCCAUUUACAUCCUUUCCAUUUCAAUGGUACAUUCCUUUUAAUUAUAUGACUUCGGUGGGUUUGUCAUCAUUUGAUUGGCUCGCUCCAAAUCAGACCCGUAUUCUUUCUAAUAGUGUACCCGCUACUGACUGGAUUGUGUUCAAUGUCGACGAAUUUGGAUUCUAUCGUGUCAAUUAUGAUGAAUUCAACUGGUUAUUGCUUAUUAAUGCACUGAAAACUGAUCGUACUUCUUUCUCAAGUGUCACACGUGCACAACUCAUCGACGAUGUAUUCAAUUUGGCCCGAUCAGGUGAUUUAAAUGUCACCUUUGCAUUAGAACUCUCGCUCUAUUUGAUCAAUGAAACCGACUACAUACCCUAUUCCACAUUUUUAAUCAAUGUUCAAUAUCCAUUGUUAAUGUUUAGUCAAGAUGAUGAAAGCCCCGCGUACCAAAAUAUACAAAAGUUCAUACAAACUCUCGAAAAAGCAAGAUAUGAUGCAUCUAGCUGGUCGAUUGAUACAGAUCCACAAUCAUUAGACUAUUUCACUCGUCAAUUGCGUGCUCUCAUUAUCAGAGAUCUUUGUGCCAAUGGAUAUGAUACAUGUAUCAAUGAUGCGGUUGAACAUUAUCGUCGAUGGCGUAGAGAUCCAUAUACUCAUCCGAUUGCUCCUGACAUUCGAACCGUUGCUUAUUGUCAAGGAAUCAAAAAUGGCACAGGUGAUGAUUAUGAACACAUGCUAGAACUAUAUAAACAAACCAACGAUCAAGUCGAAAAAAAUCGUUUUGGCUAUGCCUUGACAUGCACACAGAAUAUCAUUCUUCUCGAACAAUUGCUCAAUACGACGUUGGCCAAUGAUUAUAUUCGCCUUCAAGAUGCAUCGAGAUUCAUCAACAAUAUUCGUCUACAACCCGGUGGGCAAAAGCUUGCUUGGCGUUUCAUUAGCCAACAAUGGGCAGAACUCGUUGCCAAAUUUGGGAGUGUAAGCUUCACUCUAUCAGACAUUGUCGAAAAUGUCCUCGAAUAUGUGAAUACCCAACAAGAGUUGGAGACCGUUCAACAAUUCAUGGCAAACACGGCUGAUCUAUCGACAGCCGAGCGAGCUUUUCUGUCAUCUAUCGAAAAGAUUCGAGCUAAUAUUCGAUGGAUGGAUACCACUGGGCGAGAUACCGGUGCAUGGCUCGAUGACUAUGUUGAAACAGAUUCGAAAAAUUCAAAAUCAGCAACAAAAUUGUGA